Molecule: messenger RNA, 4847 nt
Organism: Amphiprion ocellaris (clown anemonefish)
Lineage: Eukaryota; Metazoa; Chordata; Actinopteri; Pomacentridae
Gene: ptprc
Product: protein tyrosine phosphatase receptor type C
Exons: 31
Coding region: 252-4322 (1356 amino acids)
Biological process (GO): negative regulation of protein kinase activity; positive regulation of peptidyl-tyrosine phosphorylation; protein dephosphorylation
Molecular function (GO): protein binding; protein tyrosine phosphatase activity
Source: RefSeq, a predicted model, not a curated record
UGUGACAUCACUCGCGUUUGCUUGACUAGAAACCAGAGAGCGAGGUUUAGGGUUUGGGGAACAAGUCCAGGAAGCUGCGUCAACCGAUAAGACAGAAAACAUAUGUAGCUUUAAAUAAGUCAACGUUUUGACACAUUCCUCUCUUAAAAAUUAGGUUUAGAACACAGCUCCAAUUUGUGAGUUUCUGCCCGUUGGUCCUCAGCAGGACAACGCUGUACGGCGUUUAGCCGUACACACCCUGACUCCUGGACAUGGCAGGUCUCUCUGGUCUAAAGGUCCUGCUCCUCUGGGCUGGAAUCAUCAGUUUUGUCAACUUUGAAGCAUCUGCACAGAACUCCUUACUUCCACGCACCACAGCAACUUCAACCAGUCUAUCUGUCACCACCUUACCUCCACGCACCACAGCAACUUCAACCAGUCUAUCUGUCACCACCUUACCUCCACGCACCACAGCAACUUCAACCAAUCUAUCUGUCAUCACCUUACCUCCACGCACCACGGCAGCAGCUCCCACGCUGUCAAACAUCAGUGCUUCCACCAAACCUCCACCCACUUCAACAACCCUCUCCUCAAACUCCUCACAUCCAUCCAUUUCACCUAACGUGUCUGUCAUUCCUCCUCCUGCAAACACCCCAAACCACACAUCCAGCAACCACUCAGUCUUUCAGACAAACACAACUCAAAACCCUACUUCUCCUCCAGUCACCACAGAGAAAACUACUACCAAAGCCCAACCACCUGCACAGUGUUUUUACACUGUGACAUCCAUUCCCUUUGGCCUCCGGAUUGACAUGAGAUUGAACUCUACUGCUGGUAACUACAGAAUAAAUCUCAUUGAAAAAGGCAGACUAAAGACUGAAACCUUCAACCUUCAGUCCUUGAAUCCAAACCCAGCACAUGAAAUCAAACACCUGAAGCCCUGCACCAAAUAUCAGUAUGAAGUUGCAUUUAUCAACAAUGAUGGCAGUGAAACCUUCUGUAACCACACUGAAGAUAAAAACGGAACAACUGAUCCAAUGAUUCCAACUGUAACAACAGAAGAAAUGCAUGAAGGUGAUAUUAAAGAUGGCGGCUCCACUCCUGGAUUUAUUUCUUUUCAAAGUGAUUGGGACAUCAGCUCCUCUCUAUCAACACCAAAUAAACCUCUGCAAUGCAUCAAUAAAAGCUGCCGUCUCAAACUGGAUUUUGAGGACAUUUGCUCAGAUUUUACAGCAACCUUCACUUCAGGAAACUGUGUGAACUCCUCUAUUAAUGUCACCAAAAGCAUCACUGUUGAUUUCUUAGAUCCAAGUGAAAUAAAACCGAUUGUUUCCACUGGACUCCCUGCAACUAUCGAACCAAUGCUACCUUCAAAUUGCAAAAAUCUCUCCGUUGAUUACACCUGUUCAGAAAAUGGAAACGUCAAUGAUUCCAAGGAACCGUCUGACCUGGAGCCUUUCACAGACUACAACUGUACUGGUCUGAUUAAAGACAACAACGUCUCCUUAGAUAAAAGAACUCCACCGAUCCACGUCAGGAUCGACUGUCGUUUCACAUUAGACAUCACAAAUAGAAAGAUAACCAACACUUCCAUUGAGCUGACCUGGACAACAACCAGUGACAACUGCCAAAAGGCCCUUCCUGGACUUCAGAAGCUUUCUUAUAACUGCAGCUGUGGGACGCAUAAAAGUACAAUUACAGGCAAACUGAUGCCCCGUCCUGAUGGAGGAAAAUGUAGCUUUACUGGACUCUCACCGUACACUGAACACACCUGUGACAUAGUUCCCACCUACAAAAAGGACGAAGUUGAGCACCGACAAAGAGUUUACCAAAGAACUGAUGCUGGAACACCAGAAGAUGUUAAACAUGUGACCCUGACUCUCCCAGAGAAUAAUGUGAUUACAGUAAGCUGUGACUAUAAAGGUCAUCUUUUUGGACCUAAGAAGAUAUACAGAGCACGUCUUAAUAAUGAGGAAGUACAUGAGAACAAGAAUUGUGACUUUGAAUUCAGAGAUCUGAGCUACUCUACGAACUACACAGUGGUGGUGACUGUUUUCAAUGGAAAGCUGGAGAGCAAACCCAAGAUUAUACACAUUUCCACCAAGUAUAAUGACAAAGCUCUCAUUGGGUUCCUGGUCUUCCUCAUCAUCCUCACGUCUGUGGCUCUGCUUUGGGUCGUGUACAAGAUCUACAUUUUGAAACGCAGAAACUUGCAGGAUGGGAGUGAAAACAUGAUGCUUAUUUCAACAGCAAAUGAUGAAGAAACCCUGCUGCCCGUUGAGCCGAUCGUAGCAGAUGUACUGCUGGACACCUACAAGAGGAAACUUGCUGACGAGGGAAGACUUUUCCUGGCUGAGUUUCAGAGCAUCCCCAGAAUUUUCUCGAGGUACACUGUGAAAGAGGCCAAAAAGACAUGCAAUGUCCCCAAGAACCGCUACGUGGACAUUUUGCCCUAUGACUACAACCGUGUCCAACUGAGCACAGGAAAUGGUGAGGCAGGAUGUGACUACAUCAAUGCCAGCUUCAUUGAUGGCUUCAAGGAAUCCAAAAAGUACAUUGCAGCUCAAGGGCCGAAGGACGAAACUGUGAGUGACUUCUGGAGGAUGAUCUGGGAGCAGCAGGCCUCUAUUAUCGUCAUGGUAACACGCUGUGAAGAGGGAAACAGGGUGAAGUGUGCUCAGUACUGGCCGACUCCUGACCGAGAAACCGAGAUCUUUGAGGAGUUUAUAGUGAAGCUGAACUCCGAGGACCAAUGCCCAGAUUACACCGUCCGCCGUCUCAGCCUCACUAAUAAGAGGGAGAAGAACUCCGAGAGAGAGGUGACCCACAUCCAGUUCAUGAGUUGGCCCGACCACGGCGUCCCAGGAGAGCCACACCUCCUCCUGAAGCUGAGGCGGCGGGUCAAUGCUUUCAAGAAUUUCUUCAGCGGCCCCAUCGUCGUCCACUGCAGUGCUGGAGUCGGCAGGACAGGCACCUACAUCGGCAUCGAUGCCAUGAUGGAAGGUCUGGAGGCCGAGAACAGAGUGGAUAUCUACGGUUAUGUAGUCAGACUCCGCAGACAGAGGUGUCUCAUGGUUCAAGUAGAGGCCCAGUACAUUCUGAUUCAUCAGGCCCUGCUGGAGCACAACCAGUUUGGAGAGACAGAGAUCAGUCUGUCUGAACUGCACAGCACACUGAGCACGCUCAAACAGAGAAACUCUGACAAUGAGUCCACGUUAAUGGAGGACGAGUUUGACAGACUUCCUACCUUUAAGAACUGGAGGACGUUUAACACAGGCAUCACAGAAGAAAACAAGAAGAAGAAUCGCUCUUCUUCUGUCAUCCCAUAUGACUACAACCGAGUGUUGCUGAAACUAGAUGAAGGACGCAGCCGUGAUAGCGACCCCGAUGAGCAAGAUGAGGAAGACUCAUCAGACGAAGAGGAUGAAGACUCCACUAAAUACAUCAAUGCCUCCCACAUUGAUGGCUACUGGGGCCCACGUGCCCUCAUCACAGCACAGACUCCACUGACAGACACCGUGGAUGAUUUCUGGUCGAUGGUUUACCAGAAGAAAGCAUCUGCUAUUGUCAUGCUUUCAGACUGCAGUGAGGGAGAUAAGGAGUCUGUGUACUGGGAUGAAGACAAGAAAACAUUUGGGGAAAUUGAGGUGGAGGUGGCGAGCACAGACACGUGCCCAGCUUUUAUCCGCCGCAACAUGCUCAUCCGGCAUGUCAAGAGGAAAGAGAGUCGGCUAGUGAAACAUUUCCAGUUCCUGAAGUGGGAGAGCAGCGAGCUACCAGAGAAACCUCAAGAUCUCACAGAUAUGAUCAAGGACAUUAAGCACAACUGCGGCGGCAGCAAAUCACAGAGGAGCAUGCUCACUGUGGUCCACUGCAACGAUGGCUCGUCCCGCUGUGGGGUUUUCUGUGCGCUGUGGAAUCUGCUGGACAGCGCUGAGACUGAGAAGCUGGUGGAUGUUUUCCAAGUGGUCAAAACGCUGCGAAAGGAGAGACAGGGGAUGCUGUCGAAGCCUGAGCACUACCAGUUCCUAUACAGCGCUCUGGAGGGCGUCUUCCCGGUCCAGAACGGGGAAGUGAAACCAGUGCAGGCCUCUGCAGCCGACUCCAUCCAGAUCGUCAAUGAGACAGGAGCAGCAGAGAAGCCAGCGGAGGAGAAGGCUGAGCAGCCAGCCAGCACUACCAGCAGCGAGCAGCAGGCGGCGGCAGAGAACACUCCUCUGGUGGCUGAGGAAGAGAAGAAAGACCCAAAAGAGGAGGAGCCUGGGAAGGAGUCCAGCGGCCCCACGGAGACCACGCCACAGGAGGACAGCAGUAACGGUCCCACGGUCACUGUGGAGGUCUGAGAGGCCGCCUGUGCCUUGACCUCCUGGGAAGGAGCGCUUCAGUUGAAUGCUUUUAAAGAUUACUUUAUGAAUGUAUAAAUGUUGUAAAGCUUAAACACAGUGUGGUUUUCUUUGAAAUUUGUUAAAGAAUUUGAUCAGAUAUUUUAUAUAAAUUUCCAAAAUAUGAUUUAAACUAAGUUAUAAAUGUUAGUUGAAAAUGUGUACGUGUGAAAAUAUUCAUUUCUAUGACCAAGAUUUGCUUUGGAGUUGCUGUUGUCAAACUAGGAGCCUUAGAUUUACUGUAUAGUGAAAGAAUUUUAAGAGCAGCAUUUUAAAUAUACAGUAGAAAAGUUGUUUUAUGUCCUACUGUAAUAUUGUGUUGCGUUUAAUUAAAUUUUUGUAUUAUUGUUCUUGCUAAAUGGACAGAUACCAUAGUCCCCAUUUAUAUAUAUCUGGUAUAUCUGAUUAGUUUACUUGUUAAGCUCAAAAUUUGUUACAUGACACUGUGCUUUUUUCAUUAAAAGAGACUUAUAAGAGUUUUAUUUA